UUUCCAUCAACUUUGUACUCUUAACAAGUCCUAUUUAAUUGUUUAUAUUUCGGGCAAAAUUUCCAAUACGCCACUACGAAGCAGUGUUAGUCAUUAGCCAUGCUUCCAUUGUCACUAUUAAAGACUGCCCAAAGUCAUCCCAUGCUUGUAGAGCUGAAAAAUGGUGAAACCUACAAUGGACAUCUGGUCAGCUGUGAUUCUUGGAUGAACAUCAAUUUGAGGGAUGUCAUUUGCACUUCCAAGGACGGCGAUCGCUUCUGGCGUAUGCCUGAGUGUUAUAUACGCGGUAGCACCAUCAAAUAUCUGCGCAUUCCUGACGAGGUCAUAGACAUGGUGAAGGAAGAUGCCCAUUCAAAAGCACGAAGUCGUGCUGAAAUGAACAAAGGGCGCAGCGGCGGACAGGGGAAUAUGCAGAACCAAAAUCAGCGAUCUCGUGGUGGAAAUCGUAAUAACAGCAACAGUAGAAAUCUGCAGGUUACCUCAGCUCCGGGUGGCUUGCGACAAGUACCACCAGGCAAUCGACCGCCUGCGCAGGGAAACAAAGUUAGAAAAUAGACUCAACAUUUUGUGAUUAAGAUGAAAAAGAUCAUAUUUUUAAUUUAAAAAAAGAGGAAAAUACAUACACCUUGAUCACAAUAUUCAUAUUUCAUAAAUUUUAUAAAAACAAAAACUAAUAAUAAAUUAAAUUUCGAAUUACA
This is a messenger RNA of Stomoxys calcitrans (stable fly), 698 nucleotides long. Its product is annotated as U6 snRNA-associated Sm-like protein LSm4. The transcript has a single exon. Gene Ontology annotation, biological process: P-body assembly; spliceosomal snRNP assembly; nuclear-transcribed mRNA catabolic process. Gene Ontology annotation, molecular function: U6 snRNA binding. NCBI's taxonomy places the organism in Eukaryota, Metazoa, Arthropoda, Insecta, Diptera, Muscidae. The record is from RefSeq and is a predicted model, not a curated record. Gene Ontology annotation, cellular component: spliceosomal tri-snRNP complex; P-body; U6 snRNP. The coding region runs from base 100 to 555 and encodes 151 amino acids.